Molecule: messenger RNA, 1918 nt
Organism: Solanum stenotomum
Lineage: Eukaryota; Viridiplantae; Streptophyta; Magnoliopsida; Solanales; Solanaceae
Product: protein WHAT'S THIS FACTOR 9, mitochondrial
Exons: 3
Coding region: 118-1374 (418 amino acids)
Molecular function (GO): RNA binding
Source: RefSeq, a predicted model, not a curated record
UCACCCCCUUCCCCCAGUUCUUGUUUCCUUCCCUUCUGCAAAACCCACUGUCAAUUGCCCUAGCCCCCAAACCAUAUAUGCAACAAAAUUUUCUUACUCACAAGCCCAAACCCACAUAUGAAUUUGUUAGAAAAAUCUCUAUUCUCAACCCUAAAAUCCAUAGCCACCCAAAACAUUGUUUCACAUUAUCGCAAUCUUCAGCAACAUAGAACCAUAGUAAAAGUCCGUUUGAAAUGGGUGAAAAACAGAGGUUUGGACCAUAUAAUCGAUGUUCAAACGGACCUUAAAGCAGCUUGUUUACUAAAAGACGCAAUUGUGCGUUCACCAGUUGGGUAUCUUACUGCUAAGUCGCUUGCUGAUUCCCAAAAACUUCUUGGGCUCACAGUUCCUACACUUAGGUUUAUUAGAAGAUACCCAACUCUUUUUGAGGAGUUUCCUCACCCGAAGUACCAAUCUUUGCCUUGUUUUAAGCUUACCCAGAUUGCUAAAAUUCUUCAUGAUCAAGAAUUGAAGGUCUUUGAAGAUAACCAGAGUGAUUUGGUUGAAAGACUUUCCAAAGUUCUUAUGAUGACAACCAACAGAAUGGUGGCGCUGCAAUCAUUGCAUCCUUUGAAAUGGGAUUUAGGAUUGCCUGAUGAUUUUGAUAAGAGAUUUCCAGAUCAUUUUAGGAUAGUUAAGGGAACAAAUGGGUUGGCUUGCUUAAGGCUUGUUCAGUGGCCAGAAAAAUAUGCUGUGUCAGAGUUGCAAAAGAUGAAUGAUGAUAGCAGCCCUCCGGCGGGGUAUAGGGAAUUUAAAAGGGGCAAAGCUGCAUUAGAAUUUCCCAUGAGUUUCCCAAGGGGAUAUGGGGCACAGAAGAAGGUCAAGGCGUGGAUGGAUGAGUUUCAGAAGCUGCCUUACAUCUCACCUUACGAGGAUUCAAGGGGAAUUGACCCUAAUAGUGAUCUUAUGGAAAAGAGAGUAGUUGGGGUUUUACAUGAGUUCUUGAGCUUGACACUAUACAAGAAAACAAAGAGAAAUUACUUGAGGAGCCUGAGAAAGGAAUUAUACCUUCCAGAUAGAUUUACUCGAAUAUUUACUAGGUAUCCAGGAAUAUUCUACCUCUCACUCAAGUGCAAGACAACGACUGUGGCAUUGAGAGAGGGGUACCGUCGUGGGAGACUUGUAAAUCCACAUCCUCUGACACGCCACAGGGAUAAGUUUCAUCAUGUUAUGAGGACUGGGUUAAUUUACCGAAGCAAAGGAGUGGACAUUUUGCCGCAGCUGGACAAUGUGCUUGAUGAAGAAGAGAAUGAAUUGACCGAUGAAGAAGAGAUUGAAUUGACUGAAGAAUGCGAUGGAACUUCUGAUGCAGAGACAGGUAGUGAUGAAGACUAGGAUCCCCUUAACAUAGGAAUUUCUAUAGAGGAAAAGCUCUUGAGGAGCAAGCAUUUUACGUGACGCUUGGUAGUUGGUACCCUAUUAAGUGGAUUAGGAUGCAAAGAUAUCCCACAUAUCCAGAACAAGAAGUGGAACUGUUGACAAUAAGUGAUACUUCCUCUUGGAAAAAGUUAUAAGAGAUCUACACCUUGUACUUUGUGGUAUAUACCAAGAUAAAUAAAAUUCUUUAUGCUUGUGACCUGAAGUGAGAGGCUUCAGAGAGAACUUCUUUUGCUGUGAUAGACAGGUUCAGGAAGCCAGUGGUGGCUGGAGAUGCUUUGGCAAUGUGAAUGACACUGAUCGAGCUGCAAAAAAGAUUAGGAAUAGCAAAGAUGGAAGGAAUGAGAUAUGUAGUAGGGGAUGGUCUGUAAGGGAGAGUUCUUGACGGCUCCAGACAGUGAGUAACAGGGCAUAUGUAUUAAUCUAUUACUAGGAAACUUUCUGGCACCUUGAUCAGCUUUCUCCCUCCAUCGGCCCCCAUUAAUGUUAAACUAGGGAUUUU